CGUGUAGGUGUGGCCAUAGAUACUACACCCUACGUACCAUGACGGAUGAAGAGACGAAGCUACAGUGCUACAACAAGGGCUGCCUAAAGCAGUACUCAUCAGAAGAAGAUGUAGACGGAGCCUGUGUCCAUCACCCUGGUGUCCCUGUGUUCCACGACGCCAUGAAAGGAUGGUCGUGUUGUAAGAAGAGAAGUACAGAUUUCACUGAUUUUCUCAACAUCCCCGGUUGUACAGUGGGAAGACAUAACCCCGUGAAGCCAGUCGAACCUGAGAGAAUCAAACAGAAGCCAUUGGCUAAAGGGGAGGAGAUCAUAGUGAAGGCUCUGCUCCCUAAACAAAAUCAACAGAUGGAGCGACCAUCGACGACCUCCCAAUGCGCCAGCUGAAGGUGAAAGUGGCCAACUCGCUGAAAUCUCUGCUGGCAAGACUCGGCAAGCACCAGGAGACAGCCGAGACAGCCCAACCAGCCGAGCAGGACCAGAGACCACCAGAAGAGGGAGAGAUAGAAGUUGGGACGACUUGUAAGAACAAGGGUUGCGAUGAAACGUACUAUGGUUCAGAUGUGGAGUUGACUAGCUGUAGAUAUCAUCCCGGAGUACCGAUAUUUCAUGAGGGGUACAAGUAUUGGACGUGCUGUCAACGAAGGACAUCGGAUUUCGAUGAGUUUCUAAAGCAAGAAGGCUGCACAACUGGAGAACACAAAUGGAUCGAGGUAGGCACACACACACACACACCACACACACACCUCUUCCAUUGUCUGGGUCUCAUUUCUCUAUCUAUUUUCUAUCUCUUUCUACAGACGGAGAAGAAGGAAGUGAGUUGUAGGUAUGAUUGGCAUCAGACCGGGACACAAGUCGUGAUCGCAUUCUACGCCAAGGCCUGCGUUCCUGAACAGUGUCUAUUUGAGGACCAACCAAACCUCGUGUCGUCUUCUCCUGUCUUUCAACAACGGCAAAGAGCAACAGCUCACAUCACUACAGUUCUACGGGGUAAUAGAUGUCGAUCGCAGCUCAGUGGAACUACUCGCAACAAAGGCAGAAGUGAAACUCAAGAAAGCAGACCCAAUAGCCUGGGCCACAUUGGAGCUGAAAACACCCAAACCGACUGCUAGUGAUGACGACGACAAUAAAACCCAGGAGCAGGAGUGACUGACUGACUAGGGAACUGCUGCUUUUUGUCCAAUAGCUGUACAUGAACUGUGUCAGAACCUAUUGCUGCUGUCACUGUUUUGUUGGCUGCUUUCAACUCCUAUAAUUAUAGUGCUGUGCAUUAUAAUACCAUUUAAUGUACAUGAUGCAUUGAAUGCUGUUUAUAACAACGCAUCAGAACUCUUACGUAAACUAACUAA
Geodia barretti is the source of this 1348-nucleotide messenger RNA. The record is from the annotation of a GenBank genome assembly. Lineage: Eukaryota; Metazoa; Porifera; Demospongiae; Tetractinellida; Geodiidae.